This is a messenger RNA of Sus scrofa (pig), 1236 nucleotides long. Lineage: Eukaryota; Metazoa; Chordata; Mammalia; Artiodactyla; Suidae. The record is from RefSeq and is a predicted model, not a curated record.
CAAACAUGUCCUGAGUACCUACUGCAUGCCACGCACCAUCAUAGGCCUGAAGAUGGAGCUGUAAACAAGGCCCCUGACCUCAUGGAGGCUGCUGACAUGUUGCUGGAUGAUGGAUGACAGAUACCACAUGUAAACCUAUAACGAGGAAACAAGAAAACUGAAGCUGGCAAGAAGCCUUGGUUCCUCAGUAGAUGGACCUCUCCAUAGGGUUGAUUGAGUGUCCCCAUGACAUGGCAGCCGGCUUUCCCCAGGGUGCGAAGACCCCUUUGUGGAAGAAGGAAGUAGAGGAGCCGCGGGCCAGGGAGGCGCGGCCGAGGCCCGAGGAGGGGUCGGUGGAGGAGGAGGAAGACGAGGAGAGGCCGCCGGAGGAGCUCGCGGCGGAGGGCGAGGCGGAGGGCCGGCUGGCGGGGGGCGGCGAGAGCCGCGAGCGUGGCUCGGUGUCGUACAGCCCGCUGCGCCAGGAGUCCAGCACCCAACAGGUGGCGCUGCUGCGCCGCGCCGACAGCGGCUUCUGGGCCUGGUUCAGCCCCUUUGCGCUGCUCGGCAGCCUGGCCGCCCCAGCCGACAGGUGAGGGCGCCCCCCGGAGGAGCGUUGCGUGUUGGAGACCCGGCGGCGGCGGCCGCGCCUCGGGGGCUGCGCGCGCUGUGAGAUCCUUUUCUGCAAGAAGUGCAGGAACCUGCACAGCCUGCGAGCCUACGUGGCGCACUGCAUUCUGGAGCACCCCGACCUAGGUGAGGAGCGGGCUUUGGGAGGCGCGGGGGCCGCCUGGGACCCCUGAGCGCUCCCCACUCCGGUCCUGUGCGGCCCUCCAUCCUUACCUGGACCCAGACUCCCCACAACCCUCUCCUCUCCCUCUACGCCGAGCGCUCUCCAGCGCACUCCACGGACGUGCCCCUUCUCAGAGGCCCCCCCCGAGCACCCCGCACCCUCUCUGAGCCGACCACGAACCCACUGAUGAAGGCCGCAGCCCCACCUGUCAUCUAGCGCCCACUCAACGGAGCGCCCGACCUCACCUGGAGCUCCAUUCCUCCAACCGCGCCUCGCGAGGGCCCCGCCCCCGGGCAGCAUGCAGUGCCCACCCCCCACCUGAUUCGCCUCCCCUGGCCUAGCCUCACCCUCAUCUCUUGGGUGUUUCAGGUCCUUCUGGCUUGGUGGGCAGAGACAUGGCCUUGAGAAAAUAAUCUCUGGGAAACUUGCUCCUUCUCUCCAAUCAUUCAAUACAGCCCCUAAUCAAA